Messenger RNA from Gorilla gorilla gorilla (western lowland gorilla), 2260 nucleotides. Its product is annotated as P2X purinoceptor 6-like. Gene Ontology annotation, molecular function: extracellularly ATP-gated monoatomic cation channel activity. The record is from RefSeq and is a predicted model, not a curated record. The coding region runs from base 215 to 565 and encodes 116 amino acids. Lineage: Eukaryota; Metazoa; Chordata; Mammalia; Primates; Hominidae. Gene Ontology annotation, biological process: calcium ion transmembrane transport. The transcript has 4 exons. Gene Ontology annotation, cellular component: plasma membrane; cell junction.
AGGGCUGCUGUUUUCUGUGUGCCACCAGGGCCCAGCAAAGGGAAUGUAGGGAGGGUGGGAGGUGCAGGGCAGCUGGGGUUAGGGGCUGAGGGCUGGGUGUUGGAGGCUGGAUCCUGCUUUAAUGGAAGUGUCCCUUUAACAGCAGCUGGCCUGGCCUGGCUCGGGCCCUGCUUUGCCUCCUGUUCAGCUGUGGCUGCAGCUGCCAUGCUGACUCAUGUGUCCGCAGCUAGCAGGAGCUGGCAGCAUGGGCUCCCCAGGGGCCACAGCAGGCUGGGGGCUUCUGGAUUAUAAGACGGAGAAGUAUGUGAUGACCAGGAACUGGCGGGUGGGCGCCCUGCAGAGGCUGCUGCAGUUUGGGAUCGUGUUCUAUGUGGUAGGGUGGGCUCUCCUCGCCAAAAAAGGCUACCAGGAGCGGGACCUGGAACCCCAGAUUUCCAUCACAACCAAACUCAAAGGGGUUUCCGUGACUCAGAUCAAGGAGCUUGGAAACCGGCUGUGGGAUGUGGCCGACUUCGUGAAGCCGCCUCAGAUACAGGGUCUUGCUACGUUGCCCACGCUGGAGUGAAGAGGCUAUUCACAGGGUCUGACUAUCACCCAAGCUGGAGUGCAGUGGCACAAACAUGCCUCACUGCAACCUCAACCUCCCAGGCUCAAGAAAUCCUUCCACCUCAACACCACCCCCAACUCCCAGUAGCUGAGACCACAGGCACAUGCCACCAUGCCCAGAUAAUUUUUUUACCUUUUCAUAGAGGUGAGGUCUCCCUAUGUUACCCACGCAAAAUACCCAAGUAUUUUGGCUAUUCUGGAUCCCUUGCAUUUCCAUAUGAAUUUUUUGUUUUUUGUUUUUUGGGUUUUUUUUUUGAGACAGAGUCUCGCUCUGUCACCCACGCUGGAGUGCAAUGGCGCCAUCUCAGCUCAUUGCAACCUCUGCCUCCCAGGUUCAAGCGAUUCUCCUGCCUCAGCCUCCCAAGUAGCUGCGAUUACAGGCACCCACCACUUAUUUUAAUUUAUUUAUUUAGUAGUUUUGGAGACAGGGUCUUGCUUUGCCACCUAGGCUGAAGUGCAGUGACAGGAUCAUAGCUCACUGCAGCCUCAGACUCCUGGGUUCAAGCGAUCCUCUCGCCUCAGCCUCCCAAAGUGAUGGGAUUACAGGUGUGAGCCACUGGGCCUAGCCAAAUACUGUAUUUUUGAUCGACAUUUGGUUGAAAAAUAUCUAUGUAUUAGUAAACCUGUGUUGUUCAAGAGUCCACUGUGUUUUGCUGGGGAUUUCUACAUCUAUAUUCAUAAGGGAUUUUGGUCUGUGGUUUUCUUUUCUUGUGAUGUCUUUGUUGAGUUUAGUGUCAGGGUAAUCCUGGCCUUGUAGAAUGAGUUAGAAAGUUUUUGUUUCCUGGUGGUUUGUCUUCACUGCAUCACUGUGGGGUUGCUCUGUGUAACUGUCUCACUCAGUAGUGAGUGAAAUAUCCCUGGAAAUGUACAAUUUACUGCAUCAGCCCUGCUUAGUCUCACAUAUCCGUUGUAUGUUGGUGCCUGUGGCAGAGGGUGUGGUGUCACACCUCCAGGUAGAUAAAAAGUCAACACUCCAAAACACUGGACACCAGCAAUAAGGCGGUCAUUCAUUGGUAAGGCCUUUGGGGAGCUCCCAUUACAAAUCUGCCUAACCCUCUGGCCUGAAGUGCCUAGACUUUUGUGGUGACAUUUCAGGACAAGGGACGUCUGCUCAGGCAACACAGGGAUGGGGUAAGGAAGCUACCAUCCCACCGGAAGUGGGAGCCAUCUGAGAAGUUCCUCAAGACAAUACCAGCCAAAUAUUAGAAGGUAUUGGCAUUCUGGCUGAGGCAGAAUGUUCCAAAUUGGCACCAUCUUGUCUGGGAGUCCAUCAUCCUGUCACCAGCCCAAUAGGCUGGAUAGGCUGCAGAUGCUCCUAAGAUUCCAUUCCACAAACCACAUAUAAGCCUGAACACAUAUCUAGUAUAGCGUUCUGGGGAGGCCAGGAGCCAUGGUUCAUGAAUGUAAUCACAGCCUUUUGGGAGGCCAAGGCAAGAAAAUCGCUUGAGUCCAGGAGUUCGAGACCAGCCCGGGCAGCAUAGUGAGACCCAGUCUCUAAAAAAAUUAAAAUUAAAAAAUUAGCCAGGUGUAUUGUUGCAUAGCUGCCUGCCUGGGGCGUGGGGCACUGGAAUUCAGUACUCAGGACACAGUGGCUGUCGCUGAUAAACACAAGUGGGGAUCUGCUAUUGGGGUCCCAUAGGGCCCUCCCGGCCUG